CUAAUCUAGGGUUCAACUUCCAGAGCCCCUUUGUUUUUCUAUAUUUUCCCCACUAAUAAAAAAUCCGUACUUUUAUAUAUUUUCUUGCUUUCAUUUUUUUAUAAUUUUCUUGUUUUCUGUUGCUUGAUGUUUGUAUAAUCAUAUCUAUCCAUGGCUGGUUUAGAUUUAGGCACUGCUUCUCGUUACAUCCAUCAACAGCAUCAACUCCACCUUUCCGACUUGCAACUCCACACCACUCAACCGCAAAACAACCACCUCUUCUCCGACAACCACCACCAGAAACAAGAAGACGAUGAUCUCCAUCAUGAUCAACUAGUCUCCCCCAACUCCGGCGGUGGUGGUGGUGGUGGUGGGUCAGGUGAUCUCGUUGGCCGGAGACCUAGAGGCCGUCCAGCCGGAUCCAAAAACAAACCAAAACCACCGGUUAUCAUCACUAGAGAAAGCGCUAACACACUCAGAGCUCACAUAUUGGAGAUCGGAAACGGGUGUGAUGUGUUUGACUGCAUAGCAACUUAUGCAAGACGAAGACAACGAGGGAUCUGCAUACUUUCCGGUAGCGGUAUUGUCACCAAUGUAAACCUCCGGCAACCAUCCGGAACCGGGGCUGUGGUGGCUCUUCAUGGCCGGUUUGAGAUCUUGUCUCUUUCCGGUUCUUUCUUACCACCACCUGCACCACCGGGAGCCACCAGUUUGACCAUCUUUUUAGCCGGUGGACAAGGGCAAGUGGUGGGUGGAAACGUCGUCGGAGAGUUGACCGCAGCUGGACCGGUUAUUGUUAUCGCUUCUUCUUUCACUAAUGUUGCUUAUGAAAGACUUCCACUUGAAGAAGAUGAAGCGGAAGCCGGUGGGCUGCAGAUGCAACCACAGGCUGGUCAACCGGAUGGAACCGGUGCCGGUGGUGGUGGUGGUGGUGGCGGUAACCCGUUUCCAGACCCGUCUUCUGGGCUACCGUUUUUUAACUUGCCGAUGAAUAUGGCACCAAAUGUUCAGUUGCCUGCGGACUAUCCACGGGGUAAUAAUAAUCCGUUCUAAUAUGGAUCGGGUUAGUUAGCUUCUUUUGGAUCAUAAACAAUGUUCAACAAAAUGAUUGCAUCAAACUACUACUUUGUUAUCUUGCUAUUGCUAUGUUGGGAGUUUUUAUCUUUUUUUUUUUUUUUUUUUCUAUCUUUGUGUGUGUUUUUGUAACUUAAAUCUGUGCUAUGGAAAUAGUUUUUUUAAACUUGUGUUAUUGUUACUUACUGUUACCUCUCUAUGAGUGUUUUUCUUCUAGGCAUUAUGUUGUUCAAGAUUUGGGAUUUU
Molecule: messenger RNA, 1299 nt
Organism: Helianthus annuus (common sunflower)
Lineage: Eukaryota; Viridiplantae; Streptophyta; Magnoliopsida; Asterales; Asteraceae
Product: AT-hook motif nuclear-localized protein 23
Exons: 1
Coding region: 151-1032 (293 amino acids)
Cellular component (GO): nucleus
Molecular function (GO): DNA-binding transcription factor activity; minor groove of adenine-thymine-rich DNA binding
Source: RefSeq, a predicted model, not a curated record